Effrenium voratum is the source of this 1059-nucleotide messenger RNA. The record is from the annotation of a GenBank genome assembly. NCBI's taxonomy places the organism in Eukaryota, Dinophyceae, Suessiales, Symbiodiniaceae.
AUGUUGGCCAAUUUGAAGGAGCUUUCCGAGAAACUCGGGCUCUCACAGACGACCGUCAGCAGGGCGCUGAACGGAUAUCCGGAGGUCAGCGAGACAACGCGGCAGCGGGUCAUCGAUGCGGCGCGCGAGCACAAUUACGCGCCCGAUUCAAGCGCACGCCGGCUGGCAACCGGCAAGACCCGGACGAUCGGCCAUGUGGUGCCGAUCUCCAAGCACGACAUGAUCAAUCCGCACUUCACCGAUUUCAUCGCCGGCGCGGGCGCGGUCUACAACCGGCGCGGCUACGACAUGCUGAUUUCGGUGGUCGAUGCGGACAAGGAGACCGAGACGUACCGCGCGAUGAAGCGCAAUCGCCGGGUCGAUGGCGUGAUCGUGCACGGGCCGGUGGCCAGCGAUGCCCGCCCGGGGCUCCUGCACAGCCUGGGCCUGCCGUUCGUCGUGCAUGGCCGCACCCUGCAGGACGACGACAGCUAUAGCUGGGUCGACGUCAACAACCGCCGGGCCUUUGCCGAGGCGACACGAUAUCUCAUCGGCCUGGGACACCGGCGGAUCGCGCUGGUCAAUGGCUGGGAGCACAUGGUGUUCGCCCGGCGCCGGCGCGAGGGCUAUGAGGAAGCGCUGCGCGAGGCGGGCAUCGCCGUCGAUCCGCUGCUGAUGUCGAGCAACGAGAUGAUCGAACCUGUCGGCCAUGAGGCGAUGACCGCGUUUCUUGCCAGCGACGAUCCGCCGACAGCGGUUCUGGUCGCCAGCGCCCUGUCGGCGCUUGGCGUGAUGGGCGCGGUGCGCGAACACGGCCUGGUGCCCGGAACGGAUAUCUCCAUCAUCAGCUAUGACGACAAGCUGUCGUUCCUCGACAUCGGACCGGACGGGAUGGGUCUGACCGUGAUCCGCUCGGGCAUCGGCGAAGCGGGCCGCCACUGCGCCGACAUGCUGAUCGACAUGAUCGAGGGGCGGCGCGGCAUCGUUCACAUGCUGCUGGAGGCAAGUCUGGUGCCGGGCACGAGCACCGGGCCGCCCGCCGGUGUCGCGGUCUCGGGAAAAUCCGCGGCGGGCCGUUGA